UAUACACUAUUAACGAUCUUUUAAAAAAGUUAACUAUUAGGUGAUUAUUAAUAAAAUGAUAUUUUUAUUGCUGUUAUGUUUGGUGAUACACCAUAUAGUGAUUGCAAGUGAUCCGGAUGUCGAUAUUUGCAAUAAGCCAUCGAUUAAUGCAGGCGUCUAUUCAGAUGAUGGUUACAGUUAUAUCUUUAAAGAUAACUAUUAUUGGCGUACAAAAGAUUUAGACAAAUUCAAUGGUAUCAUAGGAUUUUCGGAUUUGGUGGCAAAUAAAUGGCCAGAUAUUGUGGGAAACAUAAUAACAGUAUUUACUUUACCACAAUCGACUUCACAAAAUUUGAUAACAGUUUAUGUUGUGAAGAAUAGAUGGUUUUCGUAUGAAAACGGUAACUAUAAACAGGACGGAUCCACUAAUACUUGGCCACAAUUUGCUGACAUUAAGAUUACGGCGGCAUUUAAUAAGGAAUAUAUGAGUCCAAAAGUUUUUAUAUUGCAUAACAAUAGCAAUAAUUUCAAUCUCUAUGACUUUACAUCAAUUAAAUAUCCGUCUCUUUUGAGUACCGGUACGACAAAUAUUAACGAUAAAAUGCUUUUCUUCAUUGAAAGUGAUGCCAAUUCUUCAGCCGUCAGUACAUUAACCACUUUGACAGCACUUAUUAAUCCAAUCGCUGCCCUAACCUAUGAUAAAAAUCUGGUCUUAAUUGCCAUCGAUAAAAGUUGUACCGUUAAACUAACUGAUGAUCGUUACAUGAAACAGUGUGAUCCCAAUGUAACGACAACAGCACUUUUCAGUUGUCCACUUAAUCUGAAUCAAAGACCAGUAACUACAGGAACUAUCACUACUGUAAUAUCGAGUGGUGGCGACAGUCAGCCUAAUAAUACAAUUCUUGUUAGUAAUACAACCAUUACUAGCGAACAAAAAUCGGUCGCUCAAAGUGACUCUUCCUCGAGUUGGCCAUACAUUGUCAUUGUUGUGACAAUUGUUGGUUCAGUAGUAUCAAUAGGAGUCGUAGUCUUGGUUUAUAUAUUUAGCAGAAAGACCUCAAAGGGUGAAGUUAUUUAUAUCGAUAAUUCACACAAAGAAUUAUCAAUUGGUUCCUUACAAGUCAAGACCCAAAAUUCAAAUACCAGUAAUUCAAUUAAAAGUUAACCAAAUUG
Molecule: messenger RNA, 1152 nt
Organism: Oppia nitens
Lineage: Eukaryota; Metazoa; Arthropoda; Arachnida; Sarcoptiformes; Oppiidae
Exons: 4
Coding region: 56-1144 (362 amino acids)
Source: RefSeq, a predicted model, not a curated record